AUGGCUCCAAGAAUAGGAAACGCUUGGGCGGAGGAGAAGGAACGUGAACGCCAGCGUCAGCUAAAAAUGCAGUGCGAGCAGGAAUCAACUUAUUCAGCAGACUACCAGACUAUCCACGAGCAUCCCUCGCCGCGAGAUGGUGGUCCAGUGAGGACCUCCAUCCUCCAGCAGGGUUCCACGAUGUCCUCAACAGAAAAGCCCAGGACGUCUCAUGCUCUCAACUAUGACGAGGAUCUGGCAAUUGCCAUGCCUCGACCUCGCCCAGCGGGCAGGGAGCUCCAUCCGUCAAAAUCCUCUCCAGCAAUCAGACACAAUGCUGCAGUCAGGUCGUUCACCGAUCCUUUCGUAAUCUCGACAGACAACGAUAUUCACCCAUUGCGGAAUGCCUCGACGCUGGCAAACGUGAAGGCCGCAGACAGCAAAAGCCCCAAGGAAAAGAAGUCCAUGUUGAAGACACUGAAGUCGAAAUUGAGCUUGAAGGAUAUUAUCAAGGAAGCCAACAAGGACUCGAAGAAAAACGUCAAAGAGACGACGCCAAAAAGGGCGUCACCACCAGGGUUUCCAGACUGGGAUUGGCCUCUGCUCAGCCCAGACAACCCAGCCCUACACAUCUUCAACCCAAGGAACUCUGAAUCUGAGAAUAUGAUGAUGUCAGCUCCAGCGCCAUGUGGUCAAGAUGUGAAUUCUGCGUUUCCUUGUUCCAGCAAGUCCACAGUGCAGACUGCUUGCUCUGGCCGUACGCUUCCGGCUGCUCCAUUCGUCCUUUGGACGCCAGAAAAGCCAGACAAGCCGGAAACACCAGAGAGUACACAUACCGAAUAUUCUCCUCUUGAAAAAGGAACAUCCUCCAGAUAUGUUGCAUCAUUUGAAAGUGUGAAAGACAUGAUGAUGCCGGAAGAUGCCUCUCCUUUUCGCACGACAUGCCGCAGCUGUGGCCAGCCUACUGUCGUCAAAGUACAGCAGAGAGUUGUUAGCAUGAAGGAUGAGAAAGAGAGAAGCCAGGUGUUGACGCCUACCCAAGAAAUAGGCCGUACUAAGGUAGCUCGCCGAGAAACUGAUCAGAAGGUGCUCUGUCCUGAACAGUAUUCACAGGUAUGGGAAGAAGCCAGGUUGCGUACUCCCCUCACGCAUGACAACAUUGGCAGUGAACGUGAAGGACAUCCAAACACAAAGUUGCAGCAUUACCCUCACCCUCCAUUCUGUGAAGAAGAGUCUGGCAGAAAGACUGCUGACGAAAAGGAGUCAAAGUCGGAACACCUCAGCUUCUCGAGCGACCAAGGAGGGCAACCUAGCCUGAGAGGAUAUCCCUUAAGCUCCUCCUCUGUUUUCAAGCCUGAGACGCCCACCCACCGAGGCAGCCAGCAUAGUCGAGACGUGAGCGACAUCGACAGCGAAGCUUUUCUUGCUGGUACGACAGGCCGUGGUGGGUAUGCGCCUGCUCCGCCGCAGUCUGACUACCAGGGCAGCCUGACCUUAGAGCAGCAGUUAACCAGCGUUGAGCUCUCACUCCAUCACCACAUCAACAACACUGUCGCAAAACUUACCCGGGUCAUCUGUGACGGCAACAACUGGGUAGAUGAUCAAAACAUGAGAGGUCUCGACCGGAUCAGAGAGGUUUUCGAGAGCUCUCGAGCCCUCAUGAGCAAUAUGGCAGCGCAGAAUAGCAAAUCCACCACCGACUUGGCCAAACUCGUCUCUGAGCUCCGAGAUGAUAUCAGGGGCAUUCGAGAAGAGAUGCGCCGAAUGGAUGAUGCACACACUGACCUCAUCAGAAAGGAGUCUACACGCUUGAACACAAGAAUAAACAGUCUCGAAGCAGAAGUCUCCCAUAUCCACAGAAAACUGGGUUCUGAGACAGGUCCAACCUGGCCUCUCCCUCCGAAUUUGCAGCCGCAGAACAAGAAGUCAGAAUCAGAUCUGAAAGCGACAUCGGUCACUGAGUUGCCCACUGACAGUUCCAAUGCGCAAAGUGAGACCAUUCCAACACACCGAGUCACUUUUUGCACACCAUCAGACAAUGUCGCUGAAAAUCGUGAGGACAACCCUAGCUAUAGUAGGGAAUGCACGAGCACUGCUUGGUCUCGACACCUGGAGAACUCUUCUACUGGAAGUCCGACUCCGAAGAGAGGAAGGGAAAUGAAAGACGGCGAUCUUGACCAUGGCACUGCGCUUGCGACGACUACGAGCCAGGCCUCAUCUGUGACGGAUGAAAAUAAAAAACCAGGCAAAAAUGAACCCUCCACGAAGUCGACUCCGCAUCGGAAAGGGUAUUUCAGCUUUGGAAGACAUAAGGCUCCCAAGACCCCCGGUCGGGGCGGAGAGGAUUCGAAAAGAGGCAAUAAUGUUGAGAAGACUUCCUCCUCCUCACUUGCGGCUUCAUGCAGCAGCUUCGGCUCGAACGUGCCCCAACUGCCAUACCCUCACCAGGACGCAGCAGAGGACCUGAGCUCCCUAAGCCCAUCGAAAGUCCAUCCUGCCCUGCGCACCCCUUAUCAACGACACAUCCUGCGUGAACGCGAGCUGCAUCAACAGCGUCAACAACAAGAGAAGGAGAAGGAAGAACAGUCGCAGAUGAGCCAGCAAGGCAGAUCAGCUCUCGGCAGAGGUCCUACUACUAGUCCAUACCGAAACCUCAGCCUCAACGUCGAUGUGGCUCAUUCUGCUGGUAUUGGCGGUGGCGUUCCAGUUUUUACAACCCGGCCGCGUCUUGCUCCGUCUCCCCUCCCAGCUCAUCGUCCUACCGAGAGGCCCGUGACGCCCCCUACGGCCGAUCCUAGUAGCGAGCGGUCUGGAGCCAGCUGGUAUGAGGAGGAACAUGGUGAGGGCAACUGGAUUUAA
Molecule: messenger RNA, 2838 nt
Organism: Rasamsonia emersonii CBS 393.64
Lineage: Eukaryota; Fungi; Ascomycota; Eurotiomycetes; Eurotiales; Trichocomaceae
Exons: 1
Coding region: 1-2838 (945 amino acids)
Source: RefSeq, a predicted model, not a curated record